Messenger RNA from Trachemys scripta elegans, 5522 nucleotides. RefSeq names its product teashirt zinc finger homeobox 2 (gene TSHZ2). Gene Ontology annotation, biological process: regulation of transcription by RNA polymerase II. Gene Ontology annotation, cellular component: nucleus. Bases 539 to 3631 code for a protein of 1030 amino acids. The transcript is spliced from 3 exons. Lineage: Eukaryota; Metazoa; Chordata; Testudines; Emydidae. The record is from RefSeq and is a predicted model, not a curated record. Gene Ontology annotation, molecular function: DNA-binding transcription factor activity, RNA polymerase II-specific; DNA binding.
UCCUUCCAUCCAAAGCCUCUCUGUCCUCUUCCAUAUCACUCACAGCCUGGCAUCUGACAGCAACAAACCUGCAGCUUUCUGCACACACACGCACACACACACACACACACACGCACCAAUCCGCCAUACAGAUCUACCAGGAGGAGGAGGAGGAAAGGAGAGGAAAGGGAGGAAGCAGCAAGCCCCACAAUCUUUCCAGAGCUGCCUUUUUAAUAUAUACAUGUCUAUUUUGUUAUUUAUUUAUUACUAUUUUCUGGCACUGUGGGUUCCUUUCAUUUGCUCCUGAUCUUGGAUGUUUGACUCAAAGCAAAGCAAGUGUUGCAACAGUUAAAUAAUAACCUAGAUCUCUGUAAAAUAAAAUAAAAACCAAACGGGUUCCUAUCAGUUAAGUGCAAAGAAGGGGGGGGGAGGCUUGGCUGGAGGGGGUGUUGGGGGAACCAGCUGAGAGAGAGCCAGAGAAAGCUAGAGAAACAAGACACACGAGCUUCCCAGGGUUCUUGGAUCUGGGGGCAGAAGUGAGAUUGGAGAAAGUAGAGCGAUGCCAAGGAGGAAACAGCAGGCACCCAAGCGGGCUGCAGGUUACGUCCAAGAGGAAGACAUAAAGGAGGAGGAAGAGGACGAUGAUGACAGUAAUUCAACAGCUCAACUUCAGGGCAGCAAUGAUACUGGCACGGAUGAAGAACAUGAAGUGGGUCCUGAGCAGAAAGGAAGCUUUAGCUACCAGAAUUCUCCAGUAAGUCAUGUAUCUAAUCAGGAUGCGGAAAAUGAGUCCCUGUUAAGUGAUGCUAGUGACCAGGUGGCAGAUACUAAAAGCAUUUGCUCUAGAGAGGUGCAGGAUCUGAAAACCAAUGCCCGCCCCAAAUCUCAGAAUGAAGCACAUGAUUGCAUGGAUAAAAUGACAGCAGUCUAUGCUAACAUACUGUCAGACUCUUAUUGGACGGGCUUAGGACUGGGUCUCAAGUUGUCUAACUCUGAGAGAAGGGGCUGUGACAAUAGAAAUGGAGGUAACAAAAGUGACUUUGAUUGGCACCAAGAUGCAUUGUCAAAAAGCUUACAACAGAGUUUACCUUCCAGACCAGUCUCCAAACCAAAUCUUUUCAGUUCAGUCCAGCUGUACAGACAAAGCAGCAAAAUGUGCGGAACUGUAUUCACGGGUGCUAGCAGGUUUAGGUGCAGGCAAUGCAGUGCUGCCUAUGACACUUUGGUAGAGCUAACAGUCCACAUGAAUGAAACUGGUCAUUACCAAGAUGAUAACCGUAAAAAGGACAAGCACAGACCUACUAGCUACUCAAAGCCCCGGAAAAGGGCCUUUCAGGACAUGGACAAGGAAGAUGCACAAAAAGUUCUAAAGUGCAUGUUCUGCGGUGACUCUUUUGAUUCCCUUCAAGAUCUGAGCGUUCAUAUGAUAAAAACAAAACAUUACCAAAAAGUGCCUUUGAAGGAGCCGGUACCUACCAUUUCUUCAAAAAUGGUCACUCCAGCAAAGAAACGUGUGUUUGAUGUUAACAGACCUUGUUCCCCAGAUUCUACAACAGGAUCUUUUGCAGAUACCUUUUCGCCUCAGAAGAAUGCAAACCUGCAGUUGUCAUCUAACAACCGCUAUGGCUACCAAAAUGGAGCCAGCUACACAUGGCAGUUUGAGGCCUGUAAAUCCCAGAUUUUGAAGUGUAUGGAAUGUGGAAGUUCACAUGACACCUUGCAACAACUCACCACUCAUAUGAUGGUCACUGGUCACUUCUUGAAAGUCACAAGUUCAGCUUCAAAGAAAGGAAAACAACUAGUACUAGAUCCCUUGGCUGUGGAGAAAAUGCAGUCGCUGUCUGAGGCACCAGCCAAUGACACCCAGGUUUCAAAACAAUCCAGCAAUGCAUCUUCAGAUGGUAUAACUCCUGCAUUGGAGCUAAAGAAAGAGAGUAAAAAAGAUAAACCUGAUGAUACAAACAAAGAUGAGAAAGUGGUAAAAACUGAAGAGUAUGAAGAUACGCUUCAGAAACCAUUGGAUCCUACAAUGAAAUACCAGUAUCUUAGGGAGGAAGAUUUAGAAGAUGGUUCAAAAGGUGGUGGUGAUAUUUUAAAGUCUUUGGAAAACACUGUCACCACAGCCAUCAAUAAAGCUCAAAAUGGAGCUCCUAGCUGGAGUGCAUAUCCUAGUAUCCAUGCAGCCUAUCAGCUCUCAGAAGGAGCAAAGCCUUCCUUACCAGUGGGUUCCCAAGUACUGCAAAUCAGGCCCACAAUUACCAAUAAAUUGAGACCCAUUGCUCCAAAGUGGAAAGUUAUGCCUCUGGUUCCCAGCUCAGCAAAUGUGGCCCAGUGCACUCGAGUGAAGAAGGAAACUGAUGACAAAGAAGUCAUACAAAAGGACUACACUAAAGAGGGCAUCCAAGCUGAAGCUGCGCCACUCUGUCAGAAUGAAGGGGGAUCUCUCCCCAAAUCUGAGGCCCCUGUAGAGCCAAAAAAGACAGAGGCAUGUCCCUUGAAGGAGGAGGAUAAACCAAAAGAAGAUGGUGAGAAAGAAAAAACAAAACCCAAGGAGUCAAUAGCAGCUUCUCUCAGCAAUGGUUGUGUUGCCACAAACCAUUCUUCUGACUUGCCUUGUGUGAAUCCACUUAGUGCCCUGCAAUCUGUAUUGAAUAAUCACUUGGGCAAAGCCACUGAGCCUUUACGGCCCCAGUCCAACUCCAGCCCCAGCUCGAGCACAAUUUCUAUGUUCCACAAACCUAACUUAAAUAUGUUGGAGAAACCCGUUUUAUCUCCUGCUCCCACCCCACCAAAGCCUGCAAGCAUUUCCAGGCGUUAUUUGUUUGAAAACAACGAUCAACCGAUAGAUCUGACCAAAUCCAAAAGCAAGAAAGCCGAGUCAGCUCAAGCACAAUCUUGUACUUCCCCUCCUCAGAAACAUGCUCUGUCUGACAUUGCUGACAUGGUCAAAGUGCUUCCUAAAGCUACUACACCAAAACCUGCUGUAUCUUCUAGGAUCCCAUCAAUGAAAUUGGAAAUGGAUGUCCGACGUUUCGAAGAUGUCUCAACAGAAGUCUCCACUCUGCAUAAAAGAAAGGGCAGGCAAUCAAACUGGAACCCUCAGCAUCUCCUGAUUUUGCAAGCUCAGUUUGCUUCCAGUCUUUUCCAAACGUCAGAAGGUAAAUAUUUAUUAUCAGACCUAGGCCCUCAAGAACGCAUGCAGAUUUCUAAAUUUACUGGACUGUCAAUGACCACCAUCAGCCAUUGGUUAGCGAAUGUCAAAUACCAACUUAGGAAAACUGGAGGAACAAAGUUUUUGAAAAACAUGGACAAAGGACACCCAAUCUUUUAUUGCAGUGACUGUGCAUCUCAGUUUAGAACCCCAUCUACUUAUAUUAGUCACUUAGAAUCCCAUCUAGGUUUCCAAAUGAAAGACAUGAACAGACUGGCUGUGGAACAGCAAACCAAGGUAGAACAAGAAAUCUCCAGAGUUUCAGUUCAAAGAUCACCUGAAACAAUAACUGGGGAAGAGGAUACAGACUCUAAGUUCAAAUGUAAGUUGUGUUGUCGGACAUUUGCAAGCAAACAUGCAGUAAAACUUCACCUAAGCAAAACACACAGCAAGUCACCAGAACACCAUUCACAGUUUGUAGCAGAAGUGGAUGAAGAAUAACUUUUAAGGACAAAUGCCUUAGUUCCAGCUCUCCAGCCCAGGCUUCCUGCACUGAGCCCGUCUCCACGCGUCACUCCACUCCUGACAUUGAACUCCCGACAACCCGGACCGAGAAGACUGCCAAAAACACUCCAGCUAUUCUUCUUCAUCCUCACUAACAAUUUGGUAAUGAAGUAUUGAUUUCCACUCCCCUGCUUAUGGACGAUAUUAGAUUUUCAUUGAUAAACUGCACUGGGGCUGUCUAGUCUCCACUGUCCCUUUUUGCUGUCACUAAAACAAAGUGCCACUGAAGUAAGAUAAUGACUGAGAACACUGAUGUACUUAUUUCAUCAAUUUGUAACACUUGACAGGAAAAAAAAAAGUAUACUUCUUCAUAGUUUAAUGUCCAAGUGUGCUACACAAGAUGCCGUCACACUGGAAGCUUUGCUUUUCAUGGUAAUGUCCAUUUCCUAUUUAUAACCCCUUUGGGAUAGUUUGUCUAAAGGAAAUGUUUCUAUUCAGUGCAGCUAUUACUGUUGCACCUGGGUUGCUCAAUCCAGUCAUUGCACUAGGGAUCAAUACAUCACAGUAAGUAGAAGAAUUAUUAAGUUAAAACAGAUUCUGAGCCAAAAAAACUCUGAACAAUGUUAAUCUUCUGUGCAAGUUGUUCAAAUAAUUAUGCUUAACCAAGUUGCUGCCAAAGAUUUGUUUAAAAUGGAUUAUUUUCAGUUUGUUUUAUUCCUCAGAUAUAUAUUUUUUUUUAAGUCUCCAUUACUGCAUAUGACAAGACAUAUGCAAUGGAGUGAUUUUUAAACAAAAGCACUAUUGUUAGAUCAUUGAGCAUUAUUAUAUAUAUAUUAUAUAUAUAUAUUUAUAUAUAUAUAUAAUAAGAACCAAAUUCAUCUCCAUUACUGUCAAUGGGGUUACUUUGGAUUUAUGCUAUUGCAAAUGAGAUCAGAAUCUGGCCUUCAUACUGUCUAUUGGGCUUGUCUAUUACUACACAAAGCACAGCUUACUUUUAACAUCAGCUGCAACCCAGUAGGGUAGGAGGGGAGGGCUUCAAUUUAAAAUUUGUUCCUGUAACUUUUUUCAUUAAAACUUCGAGGUCCCAAUUUUAAUUUGUGGAAUAUUCAUGAUAAUAAUGAGAUCUAAUUAAGACAUCCAUUAAAAGCCCGUUAAAGUUAAUUUAACGUAAAAAUUCCAAUAGAACUGUAUUAGAUUUUCUCCAUUAAAUUAACGUUAUGGAUUUUUAACGGAUGUCUUAAUUAUACGUUAUUAUUAACGGGAAUACUGUAUUACACAGAUUAAAAUCGGGUUCUGAGUCAACUCAGAAAAGCUUCCAGGAUGUUUUAAUAUUACAAACCUCACAUUACCUAGUGCACUGUAUGGAAAAUCAAGCUCGUCAGGCGCCGCUCUGUUUACUCUAGCUGAGCAAUUGCUGUACAACUAAUGCAACCUAUUACAGAUAAAUUCAUCACUGCAUUUAAAGAAUGAAUUUCCUUAUUCUCAACGGACAAAUAAGUCUGGAUCAAGAUGUAAACUGCUACUCAGUUAUAGAUGAAAGAUUUAAAGUACGCUCGGCAGAAAAUUGAGAUGUGGAUCUUUUUCAAACUCCAGGGUUUGGGGCUUUGCUUUUUAAUUAUUUUAUUUAGAUGAUCAAGGAUAAAAUAAAAAUUCAGCCAUGGCAAAAUGAAUCUAAAUAUAUUUAUUAUAUUCCUUAUUUCCAAUGCAGGGUGGGCUAUGUUGGAAUUGUUUGGGAAAUUUUGACAUGAUCCCUAAACUCAACAUCGGGGGUGGGGGGGUCCUUGUUAUUUACUUCCUAGGAAACGUGUUGCCCUUAUGCCACAUAUAAUAGCAAAUUGCUUUUUUUAUGGCAUGCAUAACCUAGAUGGGGAAAAAUAUGGCGCUUGAG